Messenger RNA from Asparagus officinalis (garden asparagus), 1707 nucleotides. RefSeq names its product protein HYPER-SENSITIVITY-RELATED 4-like. The record is from RefSeq and is a predicted model, not a curated record. The transcript has 2 exons. The coding region runs from base 35 to 1426 and encodes 463 amino acids. Lineage: Eukaryota; Viridiplantae; Streptophyta; Magnoliopsida; Asparagales; Asparagaceae. Gene Ontology annotation, molecular function: ATP binding; ATP hydrolysis activity.
CAACAAGCCUCAAAUCCUGAUACCAAGACUACCAAUGGCGACAGAUAAGCCAGCACUCCUAGCAACUGCAGCCUCCAUCGCAGCCUCAGCUGUCCUCAUUCGUACCCUCACAUCUGAUCUCCUCCCCUCCUCAAUUCAAGAAUACCUCUCAGAGAAGUUUGCUUGCAUGAUCGAGAGCCUGUCCUCAGAUCUUACCAUCACUGUUGACGAAUUCGACGGUGCGGCAACCAACCAUAUGUACAAGGCCGCUGAGUCCUACCUAGCCACCAAGCUCAACCCAUCUACACGCCACAUUCGUGUUUCUAAGCAAGAAGAGGACACGGAUAUCUUCGAAGUAACGAUAGACCGUGGCCAAGAAAUUAUUGAUCUCUUCGAAGGAAUCAAAUUCAGGUGGCGGUCCUCGUCUAGGGAUACGAAACCAAGGGUAAACUCGUACAGAGGCCAUUACAUGGAACCAACUACCAUGGAGAGCAAAUUCUUCGAGCUGAAAUUCCACAAGAAGCACAAGGACACUGCACUUAAAUCCUACUUGCCUUUUGUACUAUCAAAAGCUAAGGCCGUCAAAGAGGAAGUCAAGACCCUCAAGCUCUGUACAAAUGAUGAUUACGAAUGGGACUCUGUGAACCUUCACCAUCCUUCUACAUUUGAGACGAUGGCAUUGGAUGCUGAGCUCAAGAGGGAGGUAAUGGAGGACUUGGCAAGAUUUGUAAAGAGGAAGGAGUACUACAAGAGGGUGGGGAAAGCUUGGAAGAGAGGCUACCUAUUGUACGGGCCACCGGGAACAGGCAAGUCAAGUUUGGUAGCAGCAAUGGCAAACCUUUUAAGGUUUGAUAUAUAUAAUUUGGAGCUGACAGCGGUGAGGAACAAUUCUCAACUACGGUCGUUGCUCGCCCGAGUAGCCAACCGAUCAAUCUUGGUUGUGGAGGACAUUGACUGCGCAGUGAAUUUUGAGUCGAGGGAUAAAAGGAAACAAUUACAGAACCAAGAGGAUUCAUUCUCAGACUCUGAGGAUAGCAAGGUGACACUCUCGGGACUGCUCAACUUUGUCGAUGGCCUGUGGUCGAGCUGUGGGGAUGAACGAAUCAUCAUUUUCACAACAAACUACAAGGACAAGCUUGAUCCAGCAUUGCUGAGACCUGGGAGGAUGGAUAUGCACGUGCACAUGAACUACUGCACUCCCACUGGAUUUCGAGUUUUGGUCUCCAAUUACCAUUCCCUUGAUGAUCAUCAGCUAUUUGGAGAUAUUGAAGGGUUAAUCAAUGAGGUCGAUAUUACUCCUGCCGAGGUGGCAGAAGAGAUGAUGAAGACCGAUGAUGCUGAAGUCGCACUGCAGGCGCUCCAAAAAGUUCUUAAGGAGAGGAAGAACAAGGAACUGAAAGAAAUCAAAGUAGACAAGACAGAGAAAGAGGAAAACAAAGAUCACUGAAACUGUCUUGUAAAUUGAGAAGAUAAUAGAAUUCAAACUCACAAGAUUUGAGCUGAAGAUGUUACUCAGAAUAAGGGAGGAAUUUGAGAUACACAACAUAGAAGAACUAUGAAAUCACUAUUUGUAUGUGUACGCAUACGUAGGUGGAUAUAUGCUGGAUUAAAGGGUACAGUUGCCCAGUAGUGAACUAAGUUUUCAAUGACAAUCAUUUACUAUUUAACGAAUGAUUACGAUUUGACUUCUCAAAAAAAGAGGAGAAUGAAUGAAGUUUACAUGGAAUA